AUGGGGAUCGAAAUUGAUAUCUUUAAAAGCGAACCAGAUGCCAUUUGUCAAUCAGCUUAUUGGUACGAUGAUAAAAUCAAAAUUGUACUAAACAAGGCUGAUAAGGUAAAGAGAGUUUAUUUGGGAUCAUUUUGGAAUGGAUCAGGACUACAAAACCCAGAUACAGAGAAAUUAUUACAUGCAGAAAUGGUAGAUUUAAUUAAAGAAUUGUUAAUGUUGCCAAAGAAUGCAGCAAUUAGAAAAGUUAAUGAUUUGGUAAAACGUGCACGAACCACAAAAGUUCAUGCACUGAUUGUAUCACAUCUUUGUAAUGAAAUGCCUCCUGAUGAACAAGACUUGCAAUAA
Molecule: messenger RNA, 345 nt
Organism: Cavenderia fasciculata
Lineage: Eukaryota; Evosea; Eumycetozoa; Acytosteliales; Cavenderiaceae
Exons: 3
Coding region: 1-345 (114 amino acids)
Source: RefSeq, a predicted model, not a curated record